AUGGGAUCGUCAAGCAGCCGGGUGCUGCGCCAGCCGAGGCCAGCCCUUGCCCGGCAGGAACAGGGUGCCAGGGCCGGGGACUCGGCCCGGAGGCCGGACACUGGAGACGAUGCAGCGGGCUACGGCUUCUGUUACUGCCCGGGCAGUCAGAAGCGCAAGCGGAGCAGCGGGGCCUGCCGCCACUGUCACCCGGACUCGGAGAGGGACGAGGAUGAGGAGGAGGGGGACGAGCAGCGGCCGCUCCUCAACACCCCUGCAAGGAAAAAAUUAAGGAGCAAAUAUAUUUAUCAAACAUUAUUUUUGAAUGGUGAAAAUAGUGACAUUAAGAUUUGCGCUCUAGGAGAAGAAUGGCGAUUACACAAAAUAUAUUUAUGCCAAUCUGGCUACUUUUCUAGUAUGUUCAGUGGUUCUUGGAAAGAAUCCAGCAUGAAUAUUAUUGAACUGGAGAUUCCUGACCAGAACAUUGAUGUAGAAGCCCUGCAGGUUGCGUUUGGUUCACUGUAUGGGGAUGUCUUGAUAAAACCCAGUCGAGUUGUUGCCAUUUUGGCAGCAGCUUGUAUGCUGCAGCUGGAUGGUUGAAUAGAGCAGUGUGGUGAGACAAUGAAGGAAACAAUGAAUGUGAAAACUGUAUGUGGUUAUUACACAUCAGUAGAGACCUGUGGAUUAGAUUCUGUAAAGAAAAAGUGCCUUGAAUGGCUUCUAAACAAUUUGAUGACUCACCAGAGUGUUAAACUUUUUAAAGAACUCAGUAUAAAUGUCAUGAAACAGCUCAUCGGUUCCUCUAACUUAUUUGUGAUGCAAGUGGAGAUGGAUGUAUACACCACUCUAAAAAUGUGGAUGUUCCUUCAGCUUGUGCCUUCUUGGAAUGGAUCUUUAAGACAGCUUUUGACAGAAACAGAUGUCUGGUUUUCUAAACAGAGAAAAGAUUUUGAAGGUAUGGCCUUUCUUGAAACUGAACAAGGAAAACCAUUUGUGUCAGUGUUCAGACAUUUAAGGUUACAAUAUAUUAUCAGUGACCUGGCUUCUGCAAGAAUUAUUGAACAAGAUGCUAUAGUACUUUCAGAAUGGCUGUCUUCUGUGUAUAAACAGCAGUGGUUUGCUAUGCUGCGGGCAGAACAAGACAGUGAAGCAGGGACUCAAGAAAUCAAUAAAGAAGACCUAGAGGGAAAUAGCAUGAGGUGUGGUAGAAAGCUUGCCAAAGAUGUUGAAUACCGCUGGUGUUGGACAGGUUUUAACUUCGGCUUUGACCUACUUGUAACUUACACCAAUCGAUACAUCAUUUUCAAACGCGAUACAUUGAAUCAGCCAUGUAGCAGGUCUGUCAGUUUACAGCCUCGAAGGAGCAUAGCAUGUAGAUUACGCUUGGCUUCUUUUGAUAGUAGUGGAAAACCAAUAUGUAGUAGAACGACUGGCUAUCAAAUACUUAUACUUAAAAAGGAUCAGGAACAAGUGGUGAUGAACUUGGACGGCAGGUUUCUGACCUUCCCUCUAUAUAUCUGCUGUAACUUCUUGUAUAUAUCACCGGAAAAAGGAAUUGAAAAUAAUCGUCACCCAGAAAAUCCAGAAAACUGA
This is a messenger RNA of Nomascus leucogenys (northern white-cheeked gibbon), 1572 nucleotides long. RefSeq names its product germ cell-less 2, spermatogenesis associated (gene GMCL2). The record is from RefSeq and is a predicted model, not a curated record. Gene Ontology annotation, cellular component: nucleus. NCBI's taxonomy places the organism in Eukaryota, Metazoa, Chordata, Mammalia, Primates, Hylobatidae. Gene Ontology annotation, biological process: germ cell development. Gene Ontology annotation, molecular function: protein binding.